CUUCACCAACAUUUCUUCCCAGUCGGGUCUCAGCUCUGAAAGCGACUCCUUCAAACCCAGAAGUCAACCAAGAGCAGCCAUGAGCAAGUCCUACUCCUCUUCUGCCCAGUCGGCCUCUUCCUACCGCCGCACCUUUGGCUCCGGCAUUGGUUCAACACCAAUGUCCUCUCUCUUCUCCUCUUCAGGAGGAGGCCGCAGCGCCUCCAGCCACAUGUCUUCAAGAGUCUACGAGGUCAAAAGCGCCGCAUUCCCGUCCUACUCCAGCUCCAGGGUGUCUGCUGGUGCUGGGGGAGCAGGGUUCGGCUCCUCCACGGCCUUGCGCACCUACGCCGGCGAGAAACUUGACUUCAACCUGGCAGACGCCAUGAAUCAAGACUUCCUCAACACAAGGACCAACGAGAAGGCCGAGCUUCAGCACCUGAAUGACCGCUUUGCCAGCUACAUUGAGAAGGUGCGCUUCCUGGAGCAACAGAACGCAGCCCUAACCGUGGAGAUUGAGCAGCUGAGGGGCCGCGAGGGGCCGGGGCGUGUGGGCGAGCUGUACGAAGAAGAAAUGAGGCAGCUGAGGAUCCAGAUUGAAGGCCUUUCCAACCAGCGUGCCAGAGUGGAAGUGGAGAGGGACAACCUGGCUGAUGACCUGCAGAAACUGAAGCUCAGACUGCAAGAAGAAAUUCACCAGAAGGAAGAAGCGGAGAACAACCUAUCUGCUUUCAGAGCUGAUGUUGACAGUGCCACUCUGGCCAGGCUGGAUCUGGAAAGACGCAUCGAAAGCUUGCAGGAAGAGAUCGCUUUCCUCAAGAAGAUCCAUGAAGAGGAAAUCCGAGAGCUGCAGAACCAGAUGCAGGAGACUCAGAUCCAGAUCCAGAUGGACAUGUCCAAGCCUGACCUGACCGCUGCUUUGCGAGACAUCAGAGUGCAGUACGAAGCCAUCGCUGCCAAGAACAUUGCAGAGGCUGAAGACUGGUACAAGUCUAAGGUGUCUGAUCUGAACCAGGCAGUCAACAAGAACAAUGACGCGAUGCGCCAGGCCAAGCAGGAGACCAUGGAGUACAGGCACCAGAUCCAGUCCUACACCUGCGAGAUUGACUCUCUCAAGGGCACUAACGAGUCUCUGCUGCGUCAGAUGAGAGAAAUGGAGGACCGAAUGGGCCGCGAGGCCUCUGGUUUCCAGGACACCAUUGCACGCUUGGAGGAGGACAUUGCUAAAAUGAAGGAUGACAUGGCUCGCCACCUGAGGGAGUACCAGGACCUCCUUAAUGUGAAGAUGGCCCUUGAUAUUGAAAUUGCUACCUACCGCAAGCUGCUGGAGGGAGAGGAAAGCAGGAUCACCGUUCCAGUCCAGUCUGGUUACUCUUCCAUUGGAUUCCGAGAGACCAGUGCUGAGUCCCAGCGCACACCUGAGGUCCACUCCAAGAAAACUGUACUCAUCAAGACCAUCGAGACCCGUGAUGGAGAGAUGAAGUUUUCCAUGAGCCAGGGUGCUAGUGCCCAGUGUGUUGUCAGCGAGUCAACACAGCACCAACAAGACAUCAUGUAAAGUGGCAGCGUGACACAAAUGAGACAGAAUUAAGGAUGAAAAUCUAAAGGUUUUCCUACCACCACAAGCAUAAAUAAGCGGAGCCAAUUUUACUGAGAUAAUUAAAUAAAAGUUUGGUAAAAAUGCAGCUGUACAUCUGAUGCAGGCAUUAAGAAACUUGCAGCCUGGUUUAAAACAAAAUGGGCAUUCCAGGAGUUUAGUCUUCGUUCAUGUCACUACAUGUUUUACAGAAUCAGCUUUUGUGGUAGUUUUGUCCGUAAAAAACAAUUCAUUGGCAAGAAAAGACGUUCCCGAAGCUAAGAUGGGAAGUUUCUUUAGUUUGGAACGUAUCAAUGUGCCUGAAAGUGGCCCAAGAUGUCCCAGGAUUUGUAAAUGUUAAUGUAUAUGACUGGUUAGAAUGGGCUGUUUGUGUCGCUGAUUUAAGGAAAGUGCAACGUUAGAUUUAACAUUUGUAAAAAUGAAGCAAAGUGAAGUUUGAGCUAUAAAGCAUGGGCUGGUUGUUUCAAUGUAAGUUUCAGGGCAACACUGAUCAAUAAAGGUAUUUGUUACCACAA
Messenger RNA from Nothobranchius furzeri (turquoise killifish), 2091 nucleotides. RefSeq names its product desmin. Gene Ontology annotation, cellular component: sarcolemma; Z disc; cytoplasm. Lineage: Eukaryota; Metazoa; Chordata; Actinopteri; Cyprinodontiformes; Nothobranchiidae. Gene Ontology annotation, biological process: intermediate filament organization; skeletal muscle organ development. Gene Ontology annotation, molecular function: structural constituent of cytoskeleton. The record is from RefSeq and is a predicted model, not a curated record.